This is a messenger RNA of Trichoderma virens Gv29-8, 2493 nucleotides long. Its product is annotated as glycoside hydrolase family 67 protein. Gene Ontology annotation, cellular component: extracellular region. Bases 1 to 2493 code for a protein of 830 amino acids. Gene Ontology annotation, molecular function: alpha-glucuronidase activity. The record is from RefSeq and is a predicted model, not a curated record. Lineage: Eukaryota; Fungi; Ascomycota; Sordariomycetes; Hypocreales; Hypocreaceae. The transcript has a single exon. Gene Ontology annotation, biological process: xylan catabolic process.
AUGCUUCCUUCCGAGACUGGCAUCGAUGGCUGGUUGCGGUAUGCCGCACUUCCUGAUGAGCUGGCCAGCCGACACCCCCAAUACUCGACAAUUAUCUCCCUUGCGGACGAUCAAUGUAGUCCUGUAUUCACUGCCGCGAGAGAGCUGCAACUCGGUCUCUCUAAGAUAUUGAGCCAGAAUGUUACUCUUGAGACGAAGCUCUUGGUCUCCGCAGCCAGCUCCUAUAUUGUUAUAGGAACAGUAAAAACAUUCUUGUCUGCUGGCCGAGACGAGUAUGAGAAUCUGCCUCUCAAAGAUGAUGGAUACUGUCUCGUCUGUAAGGACGGAAAGGCUACGGAAAUCAUCGGCCAAAACGACCGAGGUGCACUGUACGGCGCUUUUGAGUUUCUCAGGUUUCUAUCACGGAACCAGCUGCUGCCCGAGAUGCGUAUAUCUAACCCCAGUGCUCCAAUUCGAUGGGUCAAUCAGUGGGAUAACCUCGACGGCAGCAUUGAAAGAGGAUACGCAGGCCCUUCGAUAUUCUUUGCAGACGGAUAUGUGCUGGACGAUCUGACUCGAGUUCAACAAUAUGCGCGGUUGCUAGCGUCUGUCGGACUGAAUGGCCUGAUUGUGAAUAACGUCAACUCCAAUUACAACCUUCUCAAUCCCAUCAAUAUGCAAGGACUGACUCGGAUCGCUGACAUCAUGAGACCAUGGGGAGUUCGAAUUGGCGUUUCUUUGUAUUUUGAUACCCCGAAGGGCCUCGGAGGUUUACGGACAUCCGAUCCUCUAGAUCCCGACGUCAUUGCGUGGUGGGGUUACAUUACUUCCGAGCUGUAUCGUCAUGUCCCUGACAUGUUGGGGUAUCUGAUCAAGGCGAAUUCUGAAGGACAGCCGGGCCCAUUGACAUAUGGCCGCACUCUGGCUGAUGGUGCGAACAUGUUUGCUAGAGCCCUGCAACCGCACGGUGAUGGUGUCGUCAUGUACCGCGCUUUUGUCUACAACCACCAUCUCGAUGAGUCGGAUUGGAAGAAUGACAGGGCAAACGCGGCUGUUGAGUACUUCGACGGGCUGGAUACUCAAUUCGAAGAUAACGUCAUUGUUCAGAUCAAAUACGGUCCCAUCGAUUUUCAGAUCCGGGAACCACCAUCGCCACUUCUUGCUCAUCUGCGAAAAACGCCAAUUAUUCUAGAACUCCAGGUUACACAAGAGUAUCUUGGCCAGCAAGAUCACGUCGUAUAUUUACCGCCACUUUGGAAGACGAUUUUCAAUUUUGAUCUCCAUGUAGACGGUCAGCAAUCGUUGGUCCGAGACAUAGUUUCUGGUCAACGGUUCAAUUGGAGUCGAAGUGGUUACGCGGCGGUGGUUAAUGUAGGAAAUGAUCCUACAUGGUUGGGGAGUCAUCUUGCUAUGGCAAACCUGUAUGCAUAUGGAUUGUGCACUUGGGACCCUCAGCAAAGCGAAGAGGACAUAAUCCAAGGCUGGGCACAAUUGACUUUCGGCCUGGACAAAACUAUUGUGGAUACCAUAACAAAUAUCUCUAUGGCUUCUUGGCCAACGUAUGAAGAUUACAGCGGCAAUCUUGGCAUUCAAACUCUGUGCGAUAUUGUCACGCAUUGUCAUUAUGGUCCCUGCCCAGCGUCGCAGGAUGGCAAUGGAUGGGGUCAGUGGACUCGUGCUGAUGCACAUUCAAUUGGUAUGGAUCGAACUGUUGCCACGGGAACAGGAAAUGCAGGGCAAUAUCCUCAAGUUGUUGCUGAGCAGUUUGAGUGCAUUGAUACCACUCCCGAUGAGCUGCUCUUGUGGUUUCACCACGUCCCGUACACUCACCGUUUAAAGUCUGGUAAAACAGUUAUUCAGCACUUCUAUGACGCCCAUUAUGCCGGAGCUCUUGUUGCCCAGACAUUUCCACAGCAGUGGGAAGCUUUGAGGGGAUUGAUUGACGAUGAUCGAUUUAACCAUGUCGCUUUUCGUCUUCGGUAUCAAGCGGGCCAUGCUCUAGUCUGGCGAGACUCCAUUAACAAUUUCUACUAUGCCAAGUGUGAAAUCAAGGACGAACGUAACCGUGUUGGUAACCAUGCAUGGCGAAUUGAGGCCGAAGAUAUGACGCUUGAAGGAUACAUGGUUGUUCCUGUCACGCCAUUCGAGGCUGCAUCUGGAGGAAAAGCGAUAGCGACGAUCCCAGGGGCAGAUAUAGGUACUGCACAGUGUACUGUUACUUUUCCUUCUGGGAUUUAUGACAUUGCUAUUAAUUAUUAUGAUCAUCUGGGCGGCAGAUCGCAAUACCAAGUCUUCUUGAAUGAAAGACUAAUUGGGACUUGGACAGGUGAUCUUGAAGAUAAAUUGGGUCAUGACUUCUCAGACCGCAUAGAUGGUCAUUCUGCAACUCGAGUCACCUUCAAUAAGGUGAACGUGAAAAAAGGCGAUUCACUUAGGAUAGUUGGUAGGCCUGAUGGGAGCGAACUCGCUCCGAUAGACUAUGUUUCAUUACUGCCACCAGGUAUUGUGGAUUAA